CAGCGACAUAUUGACAACUUGAACUCGAAACUUCUUUCCCCCUGCAGCUCGAGCCAGACGAUUGACUCAAUCAACCAGCCAACAAGCAACGGUCUCACAGUACUUCAGAGUCAGACCGGCGCCAUGAGCGAGGAAUCGGAAGAUAGCUAUUUCUUUGACGCAGCCUGUGAGCUUCAGGCGUGUCUCAACCGCAACACAUACAGCCCCGACAAAUGCCACGAGUAUCUGCGCAAAUUGUACGAAUGUCGCCAGUCUAUGUAUGAACGAACCGAGGGCAAGGGAGAGUCGACAGCCUGUCCCAAGCCGAGCGUCGUCCGCAGAUGGCUGAAGAACCAGGGAGAGAACGUAAUGUAAACUGCAUGUUAUCCGAGCAAUGAUGCAUGAUGUGUCGGAUGACAUCUGAAUGAGGGGUAGAAGGCUACGAAGUACUAUCUGCAUUGAAUGAGACGAUGCCGGACUAGAAUGUAAAGUUGACUCCGCCGUGUAUUAGAUGGCCGCGAGAACGUGGUACAAUGAUAAAACUUAACCUCUUCUCAGGUUUCACCUUCGACAAUCGUGUGAUCACUCAGGAAGCCUUCAUUAUUAUCACAUUC
Messenger RNA from Laetiporus sulphureus 93-53, 593 nucleotides. RefSeq lists its product as uncharacterized. NCBI's taxonomy places the organism in Eukaryota, Fungi, Basidiomycota, Agaricomycetes, Polyporales, Laetiporaceae. Gene Ontology annotation, cellular component: mitochondrial intermembrane space. The coding region runs from base 124 to 354 and encodes 76 amino acids. The record is from RefSeq and is a predicted model, not a curated record. The transcript has 4 exons.